AUGCCCCCCCCCGUGACCCCUGCCCCGCUGCCCCCCCCGCCCAUCACUACUGAAGAUGCUGAUGCAUCAACCGGUGGUGAUGUUGGGGCGCCGCAGCCGGAGCAGCGCCGUGCCGGCACCCGCCCGCGCUCACCCGACUCGUUCGAGGUCGAGAGUGAGGACAAGCGCCCGAAGGUCGCUUCCUCGUCCUCAUCUCCCUCGGACGAGUCCAGCUAUGAGGACAGCGUGUCGGAGUCGAGCAGUGCAGAGUUCGCUGCACUGCUCCGCCCCUCCGCUGCACCUACCUCACCCCCGCUGCCGUCCCUCGCAGAGGAACUAUUGGCGGACAUUGGUGUGGGCGCACUUCCGGACGUCGCGCCCACGUCCCCCGUGGGCGUGACGACUGGAAUUUUUGGCCAGGGCUCCUCAAGGGACCCCCGCACCAGGCGCGCCCAACCCGCUUCACGCGCCCCGCCAUCUUCCCCUCGCGCCUCACCCCCGAAGGUGCAGGGGGAAAAUACUGUGUCGCCGGGUAACUCACCGGGCCCCACUCAGGCGUUUCCUGCAGCUUCAACGCCGUGGUUUGAGGCCCUGAGGUCACCGGCUCCAUUUCCCCGGAUGACCACCUCUCGGACCAGCCCAACUUCGCCCCCAGAAGACGCCCCCGCCGCCGCCACAAGGCGACAAGAGCACCCGCCGCUGGUGAUGGAGCACCUCCCACUUCAGGGCGCUGACUCCACGUCUUACGUGUAG
Molecule: messenger RNA, 732 nt
Organism: Plutella xylostella (diamondback moth)
Lineage: Eukaryota; Metazoa; Arthropoda; Insecta; Lepidoptera; Plutellidae
Source: RefSeq, a predicted model, not a curated record